CUCACGCGCGCGUUCAUGCAGAGAUCAGAUCCAUGUUACACGCAGAUAGAUAGUCCUACUGUAAACAGAGUCGUCCACAGCCACACAAUCGUCGUCUCUCAUCGGGUUCAUACAGUUUGAGGGUAGAGCAAAAUGACAGAUCCUCCAUCUUUAUUGUCCAUUCUGACUGCGCUGGCUGUGUUCGCCUCUUUGGCCUCUAGUGGUGCCUCCAUCACAAACGAUGGAGACAACUGCCACUCGACACAGAUGAAGGUCCCAGUGAUCCUGGACCAGAGCACAGCAACUCUUCAAAGUCCAGAAUUCACUGCUGACGAAUCCAGCGAGCCAGCACUGAUGUGUGGGAUUGAGUGCCAAAGAAAGCUGCCAGAACCGAGGCCUGCUGAGCUGGAACGACUGCUGUCUUAUGAAACGGUCUACGAGAACGGGACGCGCAUCUUCACCAAAAUCAAACUGGAACAAUUUUCCACUGCCUUGAGAAACAAGUCCUCUUCAGUUGUCUGCAACUCAGAACACCUUAAGCGCAGAAAGCGGCAGGUUUACGGCAUGGAUGGGCGUUUCGUGAUCACAGAUAAACAUUUCACCACCAAUUACCCCUUUUCCACCUCAGUCAAGCUCUCCACAGGUUGUUCAGGCAUCUUGGUUUCUCCAAGACAUGUGCUGACUUCUGCCCACUGUGUCCAUGAUGGCCAAGGCUAUCUCAAAGGCACAAAGAAGCUCCGCGUGGGUGUCAUGAAGCUUCGCUCCAAACGAAAGGGAGGACGUCAGCAAGGAGGCAGGAGCAGAGGAGAAAAGAGGAGAGGAAGUGAAGCAGGAGAACUACUGAGAAGAGAAAAGGAGCACAACAGGAGAAGGAUGAACCGUAUUAAGCGUGACACAGAGUCAGACCAGUCUAAACAACCAGUUUUCAGGUGGACGCGGGUCAAGCUAACUCAAGUGCCGGCAGGCUGGAUGAGGCAAACAGGCAAGGAGGUCUCAGCUGACUAUGAUUACGCCCUGCUGGAGCUGAAACGAGCCCACAAGAUGAAGUUCAUGGAGUUGGGUGUUGUUCCUGCAGUCAAGGACGUCCCCGCUGGAAGAAUUCACUUCUCUGGGUUUGACAACGAUCAAUUUGGGAAAGUGGUCUACCGCUUCUGUUCGGUCUUGGAGGAGUCUAAUGACCUGAUGUACCAGUACUGCGAUGCGCAGAAGGGAUCAAGCGGAGCCGGUGUGUAUGUAAGGCUACGGGAUCAGGGAGGAAAAGGGAAGUGGAAGAGGAAGGUGAUCGGUGUGUUUUCCGGACACCAGUGGGUGGAUGUUGAUGGGAUGCAAAAGGACUAUAACGUAGCAGUGAGAAUAACACCCAUCAAGUAUGCACAGAUAUGUCAUUGGAUCCACGGAAAUGCAAGUCAGUGCAAAUUGGUCUGAGAGCGUCAUUCUGAAAGUUCUACAUUUAUACAUCCAACUUGAUGUCAAGGAAUCCUCAAGACUGCUGGGACAGUCGAGAUUCAAAAAUUGUGACCAAAUGGAAAAACCAUGGUUGCAAGCACAGAUGGAGCAAGAAAUGCCUUUUUUCAUUACAAGAUAGAUUUGGAUGCUGUAUAUUUAUUUUGUUUAUUGCCAAAUUUGAGACUUAAGGCUUUAAAAUGGCAUGUCCAGGCCAUGUUUGUGUUUAAAAAGGCAAAAUCACCAGACGAAGCCAAGCUGGGCAUUCUGCUUGAAUCUGAAACUCUUGAAGAGUUCACCCAAAUAUGAAAAAUUUAUCCAUUGAGACAAGAUUAUUUUCAGAAGAAAAAUGAAUGGUAGUUCACGCUACCUCUGAACAACAAAAUAUUAAUAUCAGGGAGGAUUACUUGUAAAAAUGCAUAAGCGAUGUGAAUUUGAAGCUUCUUGGAGCUUGAUGGUAUAAAUCUCAAUCCAGUUUCACUGUAUGAAGGAGAUAAUCAGAUUAGGUUAAAUGGAUGUGAUUCAUAAAUGGGAUUUUUUUGGUCUGUAUAUUUGUAUUUAUUUAAUAUUCAAUGCAUUCACGUCUAAUAAAGUCAAUUCAGUUAAAAUAUUAAAUUACAAAAUACCAGAUUAUAAA
Messenger RNA from Danio aesculapii, 2059 nucleotides. RefSeq names its product inactive serine protease 35 (gene prss35l). Gene Ontology annotation, molecular function: serine-type endopeptidase activity. Gene Ontology annotation, biological process: proteolysis. NCBI's taxonomy places the organism in Eukaryota, Metazoa, Chordata, Actinopteri, Cypriniformes, Danionidae. Bases 133 to 1404 code for a protein of 423 amino acids. The transcript has 2 exons. The record is from RefSeq and is a predicted model, not a curated record.